Molecule: messenger RNA, 2370 nt
Organism: Halichondria panicea
Lineage: Eukaryota; Metazoa; Porifera; Demospongiae; Suberitida; Halichondriidae
Product: dynein axonemal heavy chain 12-like
Exons: 8
Coding region: 956-1288 (110 amino acids)
Biological process (GO): microtubule-based movement
Cellular component (GO): dynein complex
Molecular function (GO): dynein light intermediate chain binding; minus-end-directed microtubule motor activity; dynein intermediate chain binding
Source: RefSeq, a predicted model, not a curated record
GACUUUUGCUGGUGCUACGUGGAUCAGAAACGAGAGAAAAGCAAGAAUAAAUACAAUACUGAGUGCAGGCUUAAAGAGUCUAUCUUCCUGUGUGUUGUCAGAUGAGGCUGUGUGGUGAGUAGCUCUAUCACAAGUCAGUGGAGGACCAGGAGAGGAGCAUCCUAGAAAAUGCUGUAGGUUCAUACCAUAAGAUCGCGACACUUUUUAAUAAUUACGAAGCCAGAGGUCGCAUCUUUUGGAGGUUGAAAAAUUAUAUUGAAGCCCUGGUGUCGCAUAUUUAGAGGGUCUCAUCUAAUUGGAGGUAACUUUACAGAGUCUACUUGCCUUGAUUUCAGGCCGCUUAAAAAAACUGAUUUUCCAGUAGGCUACAAUCGAGGCUAGGGAGUGGCUACGUUUAUACCUCUAUUUAGAACGCGACAUUAUAAAAUAAUUAUCAACUUAGCUGUCGCUACUUUUAGAGGUCAGAAAAUUGCUGAAGCUCUUGGGUGUCGCAUAUUUGGAGGGUCGCCUUAAAUCAAGGUCUUACGGUAGUAUAAUUUUAUUAUCUAUAUAAAAAAAAAAUUAUAAUUAUUAUGGCCGUUCAACAAUCCCUAUAAUUACUCUAUACAUUUUGUCCAUCUUGAGAGCAGUGAAAACUCAUCUAAAGACAUUUGUAUUUGAGGGCACUACUCUGAACCUGCGUCCAUCGUGCUUUGUCUGCAUCACCAUGAACCAUGAACCCAGGUUAUGCUGGCCGCUCUGAGCUACCAGACAAUCUAAAGGUGUUGUUUCGUACAGUGGCCAUGAUGGUGCCAGACUAUGCCAUGAUUGGAGAGAUCUCUCUCUACUCUUAUGGUUUUGUGGAUGCUCGUAAUCUGGCUGUCAAGAUUGUCAUGACCUAUCGACUGGCAAGACCAAGGUCCUAGAGGUACAUGUACUAGCUGACACACUCACACUACUCAAUGAGAGGGGACAGAUGGAAGAGAACAAGACAGUCAUCAACCCCAAGGCUGUCACUAGGGGUCAACUGUUUGGUCAGUUUGACCCUGUGUCACACGAGUGGACUUAUGGUGUGGUAGCCAACACAUUCAGGGAGUUUGCACCUGCACAAAAUGAUGACAGUAAGUGGGUGGUGUUUGAUGGUCCUAUAGACACUCUGUGGAUGGAGUCCAUGAACACUGUACCGGAUGACAACAAGAAGCUGUGUCUCAUGUCGGGGGAGAUCAUUCAAAUGAGCAACUGUAUGAACCUCAUCUUUGAAGCAGAUGAUCUGUCACAAGCCUCGGAUAGUGAGGAGGACCGGAGCUGAUACAAGAGAGCUCUUGUCUGGCAGGACAGACCCAACAGCUGCAGGCAGGACUACAGGAUAGUGAGGACGACCGGAGAGAGCUCUUGUCUGGCAGGACAGACCCAACAGCUGCAGGCAGGACUACAGGUACAGUGAGUGCUACUAGGUGUUCACUAUCAGCUGUUUGCACAGACCUUGCUUCCGUUUCCAAUCCCUAUGUUAGCACAGACCUUGCUAAAUCAUUCACUUCAUUACCACAAACCACCAUACAAUGUUGCUAUGCAAAUAGUAUAAAUACAUGUACAUGCAUGUAGUAUAGUUAUAAAUAAGAAGAGCAAUGAUGGCUUCUAGAACUAGACUAUGGGAACUCAUAGAACACUGGGGAUCUACCAAUUAACGCUUUAUGCUGAGACUUGCAUGCUGUUCAGCCUUCACACUGCUUUCCAUACAUGCAGUGGACAGAUUAGUAGCUAUACAGGUAUAUCUGCUUGUAUAUGCAAGCUAGUCCCAGCCCAUUCUCUACUUUAAAUCCUUACCAUAAUUUGUAUGUGAGUUUCCAUACCACCAAGAGUAGAUAAGAGCAUCUACCAUUGAUACCACCUUAUAACGGGGAAUUGUCGAGGGUCUAAUUUUAUCUCGCAGAUUAGCCAGAAAAUAUUAGCCCUCAAAAAGUACCAUACAAGUUCUGGAAGCCAUCAUUGCUCAGGAUGUUGUUAGAAUAGCAACAUUCUAUGGUGGUGUUGUGGUAAUGAUAAGGAUUUUAGGACACCCACACACACACACACACACACACACACACAGCGGAGCUGAGCUGCUCUGGAGCGAGGGCUGUGAUGAGUGUAAGAGUGGCUACAGGAUGGAGGAGAACAGCUGCGUGGAAUGAUAUUCUGCCAACAGUGCACUUCACAAAGCACCCAGCUGCCCUCCUCAAAGAAGUUGGUCAGAGUCUGUGACAGCUGCUUCCUGGACUUGAACUGAACAUAAUUUACACACUUUGUUUUUGUAUAAUUAUACCUCAUUCAUUUUGUGUUGUCCUCAAGUGAUCAAUUAUUCACUGUGGUCUACAAUUAAUUUUAAUGUUUUGCAAAUUCCUUGCUGGGAAA